Messenger RNA from Cynoglossus semilaevis (tongue sole), 1012 nucleotides. RefSeq names its product insulin-like growth factor-binding protein 7. Gene Ontology annotation, molecular function: insulin-like growth factor binding. Gene Ontology annotation, cellular component: extracellular region. The coding region runs from base 195 to 860 and encodes 221 amino acids. Gene Ontology annotation, biological process: regulation of cell growth; regulation of signal transduction. The record is from RefSeq and is a predicted model, not a curated record. Lineage: Eukaryota; Metazoa; Chordata; Actinopteri; Pleuronectiformes; Cynoglossidae. The transcript is spliced from 4 exons.
AAAAUCCCAGUGAUGAUAGUGUGAAGAUAAGAGGUGGGGACAAUAAAGGUUCCUACUCACUGACUGAAUCCACCCAUUGAAAUCCCUGCGCUCUCCUCCAUUCACAGGUGGAUGUGCUCCAUAAACGAGACAAGUGUGGCAGCUGCUGAUGUAUAUAAGAGCUGCACACCCGCUCUGGACAACAACUGUUGAAGAUGUGGAUGCUGCUCUGUGUCGCCGCCUUGUUGGGGCUCCUGAGGUCAGAGGGAGUACCCACUCCAGCUGCCCAGCAGCUUCAGAACCUCCACUGUCCGCCCUGUGAAAGGAUCCACUGCUCCACCAGACGAGCCCUGAAGCUGCAGUGCAAAGGUGGUGUAACCACGGGCGUCUGCGGCUGCUGCCCAGUCUGUGCCAGGACAGAGGGCGAGACCUGUGGGGGAGCGUGGGACUACCUGGGCAAGUGUGACGAGGGACUGGUGUGUGUUUACCAGGACGAAGGUGAAGAGAAGGCAGGGAGAGAGAAGGAAGGAACCUGUAAAGCAGUUAUUGGUCCAGUGGACCCAGAGACCUGUCACCCAGAAUGCACCAGGGAAUACUGUAGGAACCAUCCCUCUGGACUCUGCUCAGCCAGACUCGUGUCGCUGGAGAAAAAGUCCUGCCAGGGCUCCUGCCAACACGUCUCCUGCUCCAGCUGCCUGCUGAUCAAACCUCCGCCAUGUCCUCACACCUGCAGCGCUUCGGACUCCACCUGUCUGCAGCGCUUUGGCAAAUGUGUGCACCAUCAUCUGAGUCAUAGCCCUGUGUGUCACAACAACCUGCAGAGUAACCCUGAAGGGCAUUUCCUGUGUUUGGUCCCAGACUGUCAGAGUACAUCAAAGUGAAGGAAUCCAGUGGAACUUCUCUGUCGGCUCAUGUAGCAAAAUAAAACGAGGCAGCUACCCGUUCUAUGUCUGUCACAUUUUUAUGUCAUGUAAACCUCCAUUAAUCGUCAUGUUAAAUUAUGUGUUUUACAAAUAAAGGUUUUAUAUCAAGA